Molecule: messenger RNA, 830 nt
Organism: Cuscuta campestris
Lineage: Eukaryota; Viridiplantae; Streptophyta; Magnoliopsida; Solanales; Convolvulaceae
Source: the annotation of a GenBank genome assembly
CUUGAUUAAUGGGAAACAAAACAUGUGAGUUCACAUUAUAUGUUUUAGUACAUGGAAAAACUCCAGAAUACAUAGGUGUUUGAUUGAAGCGGAAAGAGGCCCCACCAACCAGUAGGUGGCACAUGGGGUUGCCUAUUUCCUCAAGAGCUUAAAUAGAUCACUUCCAAAUGCAUUUUCAUCAUCAAACACAACAAACAUAUCCAGUCCAGCCAAGAUCCAAGGUUCUCUUUCAUUCAAAAUCUCUCUAUUUCUUAACUUAAACACGAUGGUCAGUUCCAAGAAGCUCAUGAAUUUGGCAAAAAGAUGGCAGAAGUUUGCUGCCAUCAGAAGAAAAAGGAUUCCACUUCCAAUUCUAAAUGAGAAAGCAGAUAGCUGUAGUAGUUCCGCAGCAGUGGACAAGGGCCACUUUGCCCUCUACACAGCUGAUCACGAGCGCUUUGUUGUCCCUCUAUCUUAUCUUGAGAAUGAGAUUAUUAGGCAACUCUUGAACUUGUCUGAAGAAGAAUUUGGACUUCCAAGUGAUGGGCCUAUUACACUACCAUGUGAUGCAGUUUUCCUGAACUACAUCAUUUCGCUUCUUAGCAGAGGUUUAUCCAGAGAACUCCAGGAUGCAUUGCUCUUCUCAAUCACUCCGAAUCAGUGCUCAUCAGCUUCACUGCAUCAAGAAAAAUGGAAAAAACAGGAAAUGCUAGUUUGCUGAUUUUUUGUAGUUUACUGUCAACAAAUUUUGUAGCCUAUAUUAACUCUACUGAAAUGUAAAGAGAGCCAACGACUUGAAAUUUUAAUAUACACACAGCAAAAUUUGUGAAAAUUAAAGUAUGUUCAUAGCU